Messenger RNA from Annulohypoxylon maeteangense, 660 nucleotides. RefSeq lists its product as uncharacterized. The record is from RefSeq and is a predicted model, not a curated record. NCBI's taxonomy places the organism in Eukaryota, Fungi, Ascomycota, Sordariomycetes, Xylariales, Hypoxylaceae. The transcript has 5 exons. Gene Ontology annotation, biological process: mitochondrial electron transport, NADH to ubiquinone. The coding region runs from base 251 to 550 and encodes 99 amino acids.
UCUCUUGACCUGGCAAGUUAACGAGUUCCAAUUGAUUGCGUGGGAUUUCCAACACUUUCAUAAUCCUUACGAGCACAACUCUCAAGUUUAACGGCUACGCAUAGAGCUUUCUACUACACCACACCCCCCCCCGCCCAUAUUUCGCAUAAGCAUCUCCAAGCGUUGCUGGCAUCCCUGAUUACGGCCUGUUGGUGAUUUAGGUCGUGGGCGUUGCGACUUAAAUACACGACAAGAAGUAAAAGACCUCACCAUGUCGAACCGACAAGCAGCACUAUCUCUCUAUCGACGUUCUCUUAAGCUAGCUCUCGACUGGGCUGUUCAUCGAAGUCUAUGGCGUGGUCAAGCUCUCUACAUCCGAUCCCUCUUUGAAGCGAACCGUAACAUUACAGAUGCUAGAAAACAAAGGAUAUUACUUAGCGAAACAGAAAAGCUGCUAGAGACGUGGAAACACCCCGACCCUUUUUGUUACCCGACAGCUCCGGGAGGAUCUAAAUUUGAAAGGAACUUAUCGGUACCUAAUACUAACCCUCCACCGCCGCUCAAAUUUUAAAAACCACCCAGAUAUUACACGAAGGAAAACGGAUGGUGCCAAUCUGUAUAUAGGAUGGAAAAACUGCGCCUAUGUAUUAAACAAAAAUAAAAGAAACUAACGAACUACUG